CAAUCAAACAAUCACAGCAGAGAUCUUCAACUCAACUUACAAACAUUCUCAAUUACUAUCCCAAUCAUGCGUCUUACAACUAUUUCUCUGGCCCUUCAGUCCAUCGGACUCAUCAGUGCACGAGCGAUAACUCACCAUAACCUCCGUGUUGAAACUUUCAUCAACCAUGGCUCUUCUUUCGACAUGGUCUCCUCCCUGAUCAUCGGCUCUCAAGCCGCCGUCCUGAUCGACCUGCCCAUGGCGAUCGAAGGCGCAGAGGCACUAGCUGAUUGGGUUCGCAACACGACCGAUAAGCCACUUGUCGCUGCUUUCACCACUCACUUCCAUCCUGAUCACUACCUCAGUGGUGGUGCACUGUUGUCGCGAUUUCCGGAGGCGAAGUACUAUGCCAAUUCUAAGGCGGCGGCCGAGAUUAAGAAGGAAGCAGCUCACAAGAUCAAGCUGAUGAAGGGUGUUCUUGGUGAAAAGUCCAUCGUCAACAAGGUUCACCUUCCUACGCCAUACGACUUCUCAUUCUUCACCCUGCCCGGUGACGAAGCCACGCCGAUUCACUUCUUGAACCCUCUCACCGGCGACACCGUCGAUGAAACACUCUUCUGGAUCCCCUCCAUCAAGACCUUGAUAGCUGGCGACUCCGUGUACGGGCACGACAUGCAUCUCUGGCUCGCCGACUCUCUGACCAAGGCCCUCACGGAAUCCUGGCUUUCAACCCUCGAUUUAAUCGACUAUCUCAAGCCCAACGUCGUUAUUCCCGGGCACAGUCUGUCGAAUAAGAAGUUUGGUUGCUCAAUCGAUGUUGAUCAUACACGCACUUAUCUGAAGUAUUGGCAGAAGGAGAUUGAGGCAAAGGGUCUUGAUCACUUCACACCUCAGGUCAUCUUCGACAAGUUCAGCAAGCAGUUUCCCGGUUUGCUCAACUUGAAUUCUUCUACCUCGGCUUUCUUGCUGAACAGCACGGCUGAGCAGUUUGGUCGUGGUGGAACGCGACAGGUUCACUACAUCAAUCUCGCUGCUUAUACUGAUGUUGAGGCUCUUGACGGGUGGACUAUGUAA
Messenger RNA from Fusarium odoratissimum NRRL 54006, 1053 nucleotides. RefSeq lists its product as uncharacterized. The transcript has 2 exons. Bases 67 to 1053 code for a protein of 328 amino acids. NCBI's taxonomy places the organism in Eukaryota, Fungi, Ascomycota, Sordariomycetes, Hypocreales, Nectriaceae. The record is from RefSeq and is a predicted model, not a curated record.